Molecule: messenger RNA, 1216 nt
Organism: Entrophospora sp. SA101
Lineage: Eukaryota; Fungi; Glomeromycota; Glomeromycetes; Entrophosporales; Entrophosporaceae
Source: the annotation of a GenBank genome assembly
CGAGACGCUUUUACCUGAACUUGCAACACCCAAGAAAACUUCUGAACAUGACUGGUCAGAUUCCCCAUCAAAUUCCCGCUUUAAACAUAAAAGAAGUAAACAUCCAGGUAAAAAACAACGUACCACCACUACUUCUAAUUCUCAAGAUUACGUGGAUCUUCUUGUUUUUGGUUAUGAAGCAAAAUUAUUUCGUGACGACGACAUGUCACAAAAGGUCAAUAAUGGUGAUUUAUUAAUACCUUGGAGGGGUGAAAUCGAAAAUAAAAUUUUAUUAGAUAGAUAUGAUGUAAGAAACUUACUUGAUGAUCGUGAUCAAUUUAAAAAAGUAACAUAUACAUUAUCAAGAAAAUCUGAAGAAAUUCAACAGGAAAAAUUAUGUGAAGAAGAAAGAUGGGCUGAUCUAGACUCUGAAGCAGAAGAUCUAUAUGAAAUGUCUGAAGAAGAAAGAGAUAUAUACACUGAGGAAAAAAGAAAGCGCAAAAAAACAAAAGAAGAGAAUAAAGAAUAUGAAUAUAGAUAUAUUCCAAAAUUUACAGUUCCUCAAGGAAUGCUUACGCCUUCAUCUAAACGUAUUGAUGAAAUAAUAGAACGUACAGCAAAAUUUCUUAAUGACAGUAGUGAUCCCCAAAUGGAAAUAGUCAUUCAAGCAAAACAAGCCAAUAAUCCAAGUUUUUCUUUUUUAAACAAGGACGAUUCACUUUAUCCUUAUUAUAAACAUAUCAGGUUAUUAUUACAAACUGGUCUUUUUGCUUAUGGAAAUAAUAAAGAGAAUGUUCCAUCAGAAGUUUCUGCAAAAGAUAUUAAUGAAAAUAAAAAAAUAGAUGAAAGGGCACAAUAUGAAGAAAGUUCAACAGCCCAAGAGCAAAUAUCUUCUACUUCAUCUGUUGGUUCCAAUAUCAUCACCAACAACACUACCAACACCAAUUCAACCACUACUACACUGACUCAUAACCCUCAAAAACAGUCUAGACCAACAAUUCAACCUUUUGGACCUGUAAUAGUACCACCUCCAGAUCUUAAAGUUAUUAUUGAUAAAAUGGCAAUUUAUGUUGCAAAAAAUGGUCAAUCUCUAGAGGCUAAAGUCCGUGAAAAACAUAUAGAUGAUUCACGAUUUAGUUUUUUAUUGCCAUGGAAUGAGUUUCAUCCUUAUUAUAAACAAAAAAUUGAAGAAGAUAAAAAUUUAAUUGAAUCCAAUAAUGAUAAAGGAGAUCAUUAG